GGUUCUUCUCGUUCGCUCACGUGGCAAUCCUUGCCAACGAGACGAGGGAGUGAGAGUUCGUACCCAAUGACGAACGACGAAACACAUAGCCUCCUGCUGUGAGGCCUACACGGAAGGCGCCGCCAACGGCAAGCAGCUUAAACAUCCACCGGUUCCAUUUCUCGCACCUUCCAAAUCAUUCUUUUUUAGCACUUUCCUUCAACACGGAUUCCUCAAUCGUGACGCCACCAGUUGACCAUAUUAUAGUCACAACCAAACCCAACACCGGUUUUAGCAAACACCUUUUUUAAUACCAAGACACCUAGUGUCGAUACGCCCUACCCUCGAUCUGACUCCUUCCACUCCAACGAAAAAAUGGACAAGGCCGGAAAGAAACUCGGCGAGGCUGUAGCGAAAGUCGCCGAGACCCAGCCGGGAGCGGCCGCCGUCAUGAAGGGAGCGAUCGACAUGGCCAAACGCGGUGCCCAGCAUGCGACGAAAUAUGCCGCGGCCCAUCCCUACGCAGCCGGCGCUGUCGCGACCGGUACUGUCAUCGCUUGCGCCCCCGUUGUAGUGACGGCGCCUGGCUUGGCUCUUGCUGGAUUUGGUGCGGGUGGUAUUGGUGCGCAUACCGCUGCCGCAACCGUUCACGGCUGGAUCGGGAACGUGGUCGGCGGAAGUGUGUUCGCCACUCUACAAAGCGCCGGCGCUGCUGGGGCCGGUGCUGCUGCUGUUAAUGGGGCUGCCUCGAUGGGCGGCGCUGCUGUGGCGGGUGUUACCGCUAGUGUUGCCGCUGGUGGACGGCUCUGGUCUUUUGUAAAGGGCAGACUUUGACGGCAAGGAGAACGAGGGCCAUAUGAGCGGCGUGAGGAUAUCUAGUUACAUUUGAAGUUGGCCGCCAUCGUGGUUGGUUUCUUCGUCGACUAAAUCCGAUCGAGUCCGAGGUUUGGAGACUUGGAGUGCGAUCUAUGGAGCCUGCCAUUGUAUAUUAUGCUCUGAUCCGGAAAGUUUUGUUUGGCUCAAAGGACGUGUCGGGUACUUUUUGAGAGGUAGUUUAAUAAGCGCUAAUUAACUCAU
Molecule: messenger RNA, 1056 nt
Organism: Chaetomium fimeti
Lineage: Eukaryota; Fungi; Ascomycota; Sordariomycetes; Sordariales; Chaetomiaceae
Exons: 3
Coding region: 355-813 (152 amino acids)
Cellular component (GO): membrane
Source: RefSeq, a predicted model, not a curated record